AUGGUUAUUCAUACUUUGAUGUCUGGAUGGAUUACAGCUAAACAGCAUGGGGUGCAUACAACAAGUGAAGUGGGAGAAUACCAUCUCUCAUGGUACUACUCAGCCACCAGAUGGAGGCGGCGGCGAACCCUAGCCGUGCCCCUGCUGCUCUUCCCCAACGUGCCGCUCGGCUAUCCCUUCGCAUCUGGUGGACAGAAUCGACUCCGGUGGUAUAGAACAAUGAAACCCAUGUCCAGACCUGCUCAUCUCCAUCUGGAUGAUUUUUCAUUCUUUGCCGUCCGGAUAGAUUAUAGUGAGUCGACACCAAAUAGUAGGGGUGCAUACGACAAGCAAAGUGGGAGGAUGCCAUCUCUCGCACUGCUACCUAGUGCAGGACAGAACUGCCAUGUAGUGUGCCCAUGUGAUUCUUCUUCCACUCUGACGGCUCCCGCCCUUCCCCUUCGGUGGCCCCCAUUACUCUUCCGCUCUGUCAGAGCUGAUGAUAAGGAGAAUUUGUUCCUCUAA
This is a messenger RNA of Triticum turgidum subsp. durum (durum wheat), 504 nucleotides long. The record is from the annotation of a GenBank genome assembly. Lineage: Eukaryota; Viridiplantae; Streptophyta; Magnoliopsida; Poales; Poaceae.